Messenger RNA from Fusarium sp. VM40, 1479 nucleotides. The record is from the annotation of a GenBank genome assembly. Lineage: Eukaryota; Fungi; Ascomycota; Sordariomycetes; Hypocreales; Nectriaceae.
AUGGACCCAAACCUAGAGCUUUAUAGGAGUCUAUUGCAUCUUCCCCCAUAUCAGCGCCGCGAACGCAUGCCGGAUCUUCCCGAUGAAGAACUCCGCCGGAUUAGGGAAAUCAUCGGAAAUGAGAACCGUGCUAAAGAACGAGAGGAAGACGCCCGGAGACGUGAGGAAGAAGCCAAGAGACGGGAAGAGUUCAUUGCAGGGCGGGACCUCGCUGAAGUGACCUUGACUGAUCCUUCCAGGGUUAUGGAGGAUAAAGAGUUGCUGUAUCCCAUGCUUGGCCGCACCCUCAACUCCCACAACGAGGAGCUGAUGAUACAACGUAUCACGAAUGACAACGUAAGGUGUGGUUCGACCUUGGUCGCCUAUGCCCAAGGCUUUGAAGAACACGCUCACAGUCUGUGCUUAGACGCCUGGAAGCUAGUGUACUGCGACAUUUACUAUGUCGAUGGAGGCAGAGCUACGCUGCAGGAGAUCUACGAAGUUCGCCUUCAAGAAGAGGAGCUCCAAACCCCCGCCGCCAGAGCUAGAGAGCUUGUGCGCGAUGAUCGCCUCAAGAAGGCUCGGAGAAAUGCCAAAUGGAUGAUUCCUGCUCUCGAAUGUCUUUCAGCAGAUGAACUAGUACAACCACCUCCGGAAAGCGCAGAAAAAUUUCGAUGGAUCUUGGAAUAUGUUGUUGAAGACAAGGAAAGAGACAGAACGAGAAGGGACUGGGAGAAACUUUGGUGGUAUGGAAACCUGAAAAAUAUUUGGAAGCAGGUAUCUCCUGCGCCGCCAGCUUGGAUGCAGAAGAUCCUUGAUAGUCAACACCAAUGGGGUUUCAUCUACUACUUAGCCAGAGACGUCGAUAAAAAGUAUCUCUGCCACUGGAAGACUAUCUGGGAUUCACUUGAGAGCAUGUGUUCCCCAAGGAGGGUGACCUGGAGAACUAUCCAUUGCCAGGGUAGUGACAACAGGGAGGCCUUGAAGAAGCUUUUAACUCAAAAUCGGCCUAUAUUCUCUCCUAAUGAGAAUCUGACUGAAGACGAGGACCUUCGAAAACAAUUCAAAGAAUACAUCGAGGUGAACCGAUCUCAGACGCUAGAAGAUGAAAAAAGGAAGAAGAACACGAAGUUGAACAAGAACAGGAAGGAGAGUGACGAUUUUCUGUCUCCUGGCCUUCUACGUAACACUUUUAUUGUUGUUCCAGGAGAAUUCCUAUCCGCUAAUAUUCACUAUGAGGGCCGGGACCGGCCUGAUCCUUGCUACGUUUGGGCGUAUGAUGCAGACUGGGACAGUUCAGAAGAAGCCGUCCUCAAGGGAGAGAAGUACCAAGGUCGCGUCAGGGUGGCCAUUGGGUCAGUCAACUCAUGGUUUUAUGGUGCACGCUGGGAGGGUAUUAGCCUUCAGGACAUGUGGCUUAAGGCACAGCAGCACCCUAAAAAGGUAUGGGAGUGUUACACAAAGGAAUUUGAAGAAUGGGAUCACGAGCCAUACAUCUAG